GUCAUUUCGUUUUAUGUCGACAACGUUUCGCUAUCUUUUAAUCGCACAACUUUGGAGAUGGGCAACUGCAAAGGCAAAGGCAGUGAUUCGUUUAACAAGCAAAAUAGCUCGGCCUUCGAUCGUGUUACGUCCCGCACUUCCACCGAUGAUGAUUGCCUUCUCUACCAGUUGGCCGACUAUCAGAAAGGUGGGGAUCUCAUCAGGUACUUUACUAAAGAAGGACCUCGUGCUACUGAAGAACUUCUUAAAGAACAGAUUCCAAUGCUCCUCUAUCGCAAAGGAGAGGGACAAAUGGUCAGAAGAUCGGACUAUCUCAAAUGGAAGUAUCGUAAAAAACGACACAUGGCAGUGGCCGUCAAUGAAGAUGUCCCCGGCUGGGCGGAUCAUUUUGCCUGUUGGAAUUUUGAUUAUCGCGGAUCGUUAGGUGAAUCCCUCUUGCACGUUCUGAUCGUUUGCAACACAUCCGUCCACACAAAAUUGGCCAAAUUGCUCAUCGUAUUGUUCCCCAAUUUGGCGCUGGACGUGGUCGAGGGAAACGAGUUCAGAGGAGCGAGUGCCCUUCACCUGGCCAUCGCCUACGACAGUUUAGAAGUCAUCAAACUGCUAGUAGAAGCUGGUGCAAUAGUCGAUCAACGAGCCGUAGGCACGUUCUUCUUGCCUCGCGAUCAGCAGAGGGAACGACCUAGCCGAGUCACCGAUUACGAAGGUUUGGCCUAUUUCGGUGAAUAUCCAAUAUCGUGGGCUGCUUGUUGUAAUAACGAAGCCGCCUACAAUCUGCUGAUUGAUCGUGGGGCCGAUCCGAAUAGCCAAGAUUCCUUUGGUAACAUGGUACUCCACAUGGUAGUUGUUUGCAAUAAGCUGGAAAUGUACGGCUAUGCUUUGAGACAUCCUCGCAUCCAGGCUAAAAUGGGCAUCAUUAACAAAGCAGGACUCACCCCGUUGACCCUUUCUUGCCACCUGGGUCGUGCCACUAUUUUUCGUGAGAUGCUUGAACUGACUGCCAAAGAGUUUUGGCGAUACUCUAACAUUACCUGUUCGGCUUACCCUUUGAACGCUCUCGAUACGAUCCUGCCGGAUGGACGAUGCAACAUGACGUCCGCUCUGAUGAUCAUCCUUAAUGGAACGAAAGAGGAACAUUUGGACAUGUUGGAUGGUGGCAUCAUUCAACGAUUACUGGAAGAAAAAUGGAAGACAUUUGCCCAGAGGCAAUUCCUCAAACGACUUGGCAUCCUCUUCUUCCAUUUGUUUGCACUCAGCGCUGCAGUGUACACGCGGCCAAGACGAGACAGACCGUUAAUUCCGCACGACUAUGACGACCUCAAUGCCAUGGAUAUCGCUCGUUUCUGUUUCGAGAUUGUCACGUGUCUCAGUUGCAUCGGUUACGUCGUCAUUCAACAAAUUUCUGAACUUAAAAAUGUCGGCCUAAGAGGAUUUCUUUAUCAACUGUCCAACAAUCCUGCAAAGGCCAUCUUUUUGGCAUCCAAUUUUUUAACGUUGUCGUGCAUUCCGUGUCGACUGCUGGGCAAGCGAGAGCUAGAAGAAGCCAUCUUGAUCUUUGCCUUGCCUUCCGCCUGGUUCUUUCUCAUGUUCUUCGCCGGAGCCAUUCGUCUCACUGGUCCGUUCGUCACCAUGAUCUACAGCAUGAUCACCGGUGACAUGCUCACCUUUGCCAUCAUUUACGCCAUCAUGUUGCUGGCCUUCUCUCAGGCGUUCUUCUUCCUUCACCGCGGACAUCCGGACAAGCCUCCACUGUUCAGCAAUUUCUUCUCCACGUGGAUGGGCCUCUUCCAGUGGACACUCGGCGACUACAACUACAAUUCGCUGCAAGACACGGUUUAUCCGGCCUUGACCAAGAUCGUUUUCGUCAUCUUCAUGAUCAUGGUGCCGAUUCUGCUGUUGAACAUGUUGAUCGCCAUGAUGGGCAACACUUAUGCGCUCGUCAUCCAGCAGAGUGAGAAGGAAUGGGUGAAACAGUGGGCCAAAAUCGUCAUCGCCCUGGAGCGAGCGGUCAAUCAAAUGCAUUGCAAAGAAUAUUUGCUGACGUACAGCAUCAAAGUAUCAGGUGGAAGUGAUGGAACAGAUGGAUCUCCACCUCAAGAAGAAGUGCGAGGCGUCAUGGUCAUCAAGAGUAAAAACAAAACGAGAGCUAGACAGAGGAAAGGUGCACUCAAUAACUGGAAGAGAGUUGGCAAACGGACGAUCAAAGAACUGAAACGUCGUGGCAUCACGGGCGAUCAAUUGCGUCGCCAAAUUUGGGAGCCCCGCACACCGUCUACCACAUCCAUCAAUGCCAGCCCGUGCGUCACUCCUAUACCUUGUCCGUCAUCGGCUGCCAUGCUUUUGAUGGAUAGCAUGAAUGGUGGCUCUGGUGUCGCCAUGGGAGGGCCCGGCAUUGAUUCCUUCGCCUUUGGGGCUGCGUUCAACGACUUGUCCGGUUUCUCUGGAGGUGGUGGCCAUCAGCAGAACAACGCCCCUAAUCCCGCACCGGUCAAUCAGGAUAUACUCAAUGCGGCUCUUUUGAACAAGCUUUCAAUGAACUUGCCAUUCGAGGACAUUUUCGAAUCAACUUGUACAGCACCUGUGGCCGCUGGGCCUCCUGUAGCCGCCGUGACAGCCGUAGCUCCUGUGACACCUACGGCCGUUGCUCCUGUAACACCUACGGCUGUUGUAGUGCCGGAUGUGACGCCGACGGCCGUUGUGGCACCGAUGCCCGUUGUCUUGCCAACUGUCGCACCGAUGCCUGUUGUGGCACAACCGAUGGCCGUUGUAGCACCGGCGGUGGUACCCGUAGAUACUGUGACGUCAGCAACUGCAAUGGCAUCACCGAUCCCUACCAAUCCAGUACCGCCUGCCCCUAUAGAAAUUUCGAACCCACCUUUGGUUACGCCCACUCCACCUACUCCAACAACGACCUCGAUAUUUCCACCACUCCCACCCUUGCCACUCGAUUGCGGUCCGUCUUUUACCGAUCAACUGGACAAUUCGUCACAAUUGUCCGAUAUUGAAAAUGAACUUAUUGCUCAAACUUUGUUGAGUGGCAAUGUCAAACAUAGAAAAACGGCCAACUCGCAUCCCGGGAAGGAUUCUCUUCCGCCUUUGUUUCGGGCCCGUCUUCUCGAUACUCCGAAUCAAUCGAUCGAAGGAGAGCUGAUCUUUGCUGGAUCGACGGAAAGCGCCAUUUCUGUUUGUAGCACUCCGGCUAACACGACGGUGCCCAUGAUGACACCAGUUCACUUCACCACCGAGUCCAGACGACGUAGUAGUCCGAGUGUAAUCCAACGAGCUGAGAGCAUCGAUGUAGUUGGAAUCCGGCAACAGUUCAAUGAACCCAAAAGCCCAUCCAUCAGCGAUAGCAUCCAUCAGCCAACGAUUAUUAUCAACACUGAAUUAAAACGAGAAAAAUUACCUCCACUCGUCGUAGAUGAUAAAUUACUAGCCGCUGUUCAUCGCGAUCCUUCCGUUUCUAAAAAUCAAAACAAACGUUCGAAACAUCGUCAUCAUCGGCGACAUCAUCAAUUCAUUCGAAGCAACGUUGUCGCACCCAUGGAAUUUUUCCCUGAACCAGAAACACAGCCAACAACAGAAGUCUGUCAGUUAGAAGACUCCACUUCCGAAUCAUCCCAGCCGGAUCCUGCCCCGGAAGAAGAAUCACCAAGGUCUGAACCCGAACAGGUCAUCGUUGAAACAGUUUCUAAUCCUCACGCACGUUCGUUAUUGGCACGCUCUAUCACAGUUACUCAAGAAGAAAAUGAACAUCGCAAGAGGAUCCAGAUGCUGAAGAGUUCCAGUAGCAUUCCAGUGGAUCAUCGGGUACAUUUGACAGACAACGAGUCUCUGGCCAGCAGCUCUAGCGGUGUUGAAGAGAGUCUUUACACGGCGACACGUGUGAAGAAAGAACGUAUGAGUUCGCAGAGUAGCAACACUAGCAGUGGAUCGCAAACUGCCGCAAGCCCAGAAGAGCAACCGGCCAUUAUGGCCUCUGACCCUGUUGUUGUCUUUCACAUCAGCGGUACGGGUGUCACCGAUGACUUUACAGCACCUGGUCGACUUCCGAACAGUCCCAUGUUGAGCACUAAAUUGAUGAUGAGCACCAAUAACAAGAGACCCAUGACUCGCCAUACAGCAAAGAUGGCGACCAUCACUGCUGCUAGUAAAGUGAAAAGGUUUAAUUUAAUGACGGCCUCAAAAGGAAGAAAUCGAUCACCAAUGCGUCGGGAAGCUGUUGAACUUGCACGAUCUUCUACUUCAUCGCGGAUAGACCAGGCCAAAGCGGAUCACUUCAGUCCGUCAGCUUCUCCGGCCGUUCUGAAUUUGAAUCAUUUAUUGAGUGGCGAUGACAUUGAAUCUCACAUCCCUGAUGAAAUGAUUGGCGAUCCUUAAACG
Messenger RNA from Daphnia carinata, 4383 nucleotides. RefSeq lists its product as uncharacterized. The record is from RefSeq and is a predicted model, not a curated record. The transcript has 13 exons. Gene Ontology annotation, biological process: calcium ion import across plasma membrane. Lineage: Eukaryota; Metazoa; Arthropoda; Branchiopoda; Diplostraca; Daphniidae. Gene Ontology annotation, cellular component: membrane. Bases 58 to 4380 code for a protein of 1440 amino acids. Gene Ontology annotation, molecular function: protein binding; calcium channel activity.